AUGAGAUUUCUGCUCGAAGGGCCAAAGGACCGGCUGGACUCGACUCUCUGCUGGUCUCUUCGAGAGAGGGUGUUUCUUGGCUUUACUACGAUGAUGGCCGAUGGAAACGAGAACAGAUUGGAACAGGAGAGCAGAGGCUUCCAGACCAGCUGGAUGACUCCAUCAGUCCCGGAUCGGGAGAUCACUGGGGAACCGGUAGCGCAGACAUUGGCAAAAUUGGUGGUGACACGGGAUGGUAACGACGAGAUCCUGGUUUCUCUGUUCGGACCGCUGAAUCGCGACGAUGACGGUAAACCUACUGAUGUCAGUAAUCCCCUUCCAAUGGUGCUUAUCCUUUCGUUUACCUUUCUUUGA
This is a messenger RNA of Aspergillus oryzae RIB40, 354 nucleotides long. RefSeq lists its product as uncharacterized. The coding region runs from base 1 to 354 and encodes 117 amino acids. The transcript has 3 exons. The record is from RefSeq and is a predicted model, not a curated record. NCBI's taxonomy places the organism in Eukaryota, Fungi, Ascomycota, Eurotiomycetes, Eurotiales, Aspergillaceae.